AUGGAGAUGCAGGAAACAUCAGAGCUAGGUUUUCCUGUUGCAAGAGUUGUUAGAACCCCAGCGUCGAGAGGAAAGACUGUAACCAAAGUGAAAAAAGAACCUGCUGAUCCUAAAGAGAAGAAUCAAUCAGGCACAAAGUCAAAACCUGAUUUAAAAGACAAAAACGAAGAAACCCAGAUAAUCAAUAUAAGCGAUGUUUCACGGCCAGUACAGUCUAGACGAGUACAGAUCCCUUCCCUGCAAGACGAAGACGACUCAGCGAUUGAAGAUAUGAAGAAACGCUUAGAUAAGCUGGUGGAACAUGCAACAAAUCCACCUGCUGAGAAGGAAAAAAGGGGACGCAGCCUUGCACCUACCCAGGUUUUACCCUACCUUGGUAACUCAGUGGUGAGACGCAUCAUGGACCCAGCAGGUCCCCCUCCUGGGAGGUAUGAUCCUUUUGAAGCGGUGGACAGUCGAAUACUGGAUAAUCUAACCUGCUACGUAGCUUUUGAAGCGGAAAAACAGUUGGCGAGUCCAUAUGCAGGAGGAGAAUUUUACCUGACACUAAUGACCCCUAAAGAAAAAUGGCCGAGAAAGGAGUAUGGGUGGUUGCAUGAUCAGCAUAUGUGCAAAGGAUUAGACAUGUUCCGCCAACGGUCUAUGCGGUAUCCAUCUCCUUACAAAGGGGGAAGAGUUGCUUUCAUUGAUCCUAUCUUUUGUCGAGUUUGGUGUGGAGACUAUCGAACCAAAUUUCUACCAAAUGAGAAGAGUUGGAUAUUCAGUGAUGGUUAUUUGGACGUUGCCAAUGGUCACUACGACCAUUACUUGCCUACACACAAGAAAUGGGGGGCAGAUGUAGAUUUCGUGUAUAUCGCCCACAACGUGAACAACGAACAUUGGGUAGCCGUUGAGGUCGACAUUCCCAAAAAACAGAUCCGAGUGUUUGAUUGCAUUCCAGAUUUAUACAGAAAAGGCGAGGUGGAGGAGUCUGUGAAGCCCUACGCGAGGAUGAUUCCGUUGUUGUUGAAACAUAUGGCACCACCGGAGCUCAAGAAAGGUGAUUGUGGCGUCUUUAAUUUGAAGACCAUUGAGUGUUUGGCUUUGUGCCAUAAAUGGGACCAGCUGAAAGAUAGCAACAUGCCUCUCAUUCGUAUGAAAUACGCAGCUGAGAUUUUUGAUGAGGUACAUAAAGCAGAUGAAUCCCGGAUGUCUGAUCCUAACCCUCGAAGUUUAUUUGAUGACAAGUACGGUUUUCAGACAGACUCCGCUAACUGA
Molecule: messenger RNA, 1257 nt
Organism: Eutrema salsugineum
Lineage: Eukaryota; Viridiplantae; Streptophyta; Magnoliopsida; Brassicales; Brassicaceae
Exons: 4
Coding region: 1-1257 (418 amino acids)
Biological process (GO): proteolysis
Molecular function (GO): cysteine-type peptidase activity
Source: RefSeq, a predicted model, not a curated record